Messenger RNA from Symbiodinium natans, 3825 nucleotides. The record is from the annotation of a GenBank genome assembly. NCBI's taxonomy places the organism in Eukaryota, Dinophyceae, Suessiales, Symbiodiniaceae.
AUGGGACUACAAGGCCUUCACUUCGACGCAGUGUGGGCCUCGCCCUGCUGCACCGAGUUCAGCAUCGCACUCAAGAAGCGCCCCCGCAACCUGCCGCUCGGAGAUGCCCUGGUGCUCAAGACCCUGGAGGUCAUAGACUACCUCAAGCCUCGGUGGUGGGCCAUCGAAAACCCGAGCACCGGGCGCCUCAAAACCCGCCCCUACAUGCAAGGGCUGCACAUGGACCGGGUCACGUACUGCAAGUACGGCUUCCGCUACAAGAAGCCCACGGCCAUCUGGCACAACUUGCCCUGGACCCCCUCCCAGGGGCCCUGCCGCAAGGGCGACCGCUGCGAGGCCUUCCAAGGAACUCGGCACCCCGAGGCCGCGCAGCGAGGGCCCACCAAGGGGCGGCAGGGGAGCAACUCGCGGGACCAGCUCUACUCCAUCCCGCCUGCGCUGUGCGACGAGAUCGCCGCGAGCGCAACACUUGGGUUAAAUGGGCAAGGUGCCGGAAAGACGGUACUCCUUGUGAGCAUGAUUUUGGAGCAAUACCGGGGCUGCUUCGAGCGCAUCUAUAUCUUCUCGCCCUCGGUGGAGGUCGACUCUGCCUGGCAGCCUGUCAAGGAUUACAUCCGAGACGAGCUGGGCGUGAAUACGGACCGGGAGCAGUGCUGGUGGGAGGAUUGGGACGAGGGGGCGCUGCGGAAGAUCAUCGCGGACCAGAAGCGCAUCACCCAGAAGAGCAAGGAGCUGGGCCUCAAAAAACUGUACUCGGUCUUGGUAGUUUUGGAUGAUCAUGCCGAUAAUCCAGCUGUGCACCGCAAGACGGGAGAUGGCAAGCUGCGUCUUAUGAGCUCCGCCGUGCGGGUCAACGUGAUGUUCUACUGCGUCUUCCGGUUGCGAAACCAACUGGAGCUGGAUGCCUUGGUGGAGGAGCUGAGCGCCAUGCUCCCGAAAGAAACCCUCUACGCCAUGUACGAGGAGGCCACCAGGGAGCCCUACAGCUUCUGGUUCGUUAACCUCCGCGCGCCCAAGGAAGACAUGUUUUGGGUGCGCUUCGACCGGAAGUUCUUGCUAAAUGGGGACGCUCCUGAGCCAGAUGGCGGCCAAGUUGUUGGGGGGAGGCCCCGGCAAACCUCCGACGGCUCCAACGCCAGCGAGUUCUCGGCGCGGCCCACCCGGUUUUUCAGGCGCCGUUCUAAAAAGGGCAUGACGAGUAUCUACGUGGACUCGCGCCUCCGCGCGGAGGGCACGGACAGCAGCUUCUCCUUCGACAUCGGUGAGAGUGUGCACAUUCAAUCCGGCGCCAAACUUGCGGUGUACAAGGUCCGCGUUGCUGACGCCUUUUUGAGCACGGACCGCGGGACGUUCUUGUACUGGGAGGACACGGUCGCCGGCACCCUGCAUUACGCGGAGCUCCCGGUGGGGGCGUACACAGGGCCGCGAUUGGCUGCGUGGAUCAGCAGCAACUUCGCUUCCGCCAGCUACACCGCCGAGACAAAUGAGCUCGACGUGACCUACGACGGCGUGCGCCUCAUCCUCAACGAUGCCGAGCUCCGGCAACGCUUCCCAGGCACGGCCCCCUACCCGCCGGGCGCCUCGCCCAGCAAGCCCCUGUCCAUCAACCACCUCCUCGGCCCCAGCUACCUCACAGGCUCUGUGCAGCGCUUCGUCUUUGUGACGAUGAAUCCGUUCUCAGAACUGUACCUCAGGUGCCCAACACUGGCCAACGGGGAGACGACGGUGGGCCCGUUGGGGCACGACAUCCUCUGCAAGAUCGUCGUUUCGAAAGGCGUGGGCCACGUCAUGGAGACCGAGACGUCAGAGGGGCACUGGGUUCAGCUGCACGGGCCCAUAACCCUGCGUCAGUUGCGCUUCAAGCUCACCGACUACCAGGGCAACAUCGUGAACACUCGAGGCACCAGCAUUUCCUUUGUGGAUGAACCCGCUCCUGUGGCCACCGAGCCCGCCGUGGCCGAGCCUCCCGCGCAGCCGGUGGUGGCCGAGCCUCCCGAGCCUGCCGAGCCUGCCGCGGUGGCCGAGCCGCCGACCGAGGCUCCUCAGAAAGCGCCCCAACCCAAACGGCGAGGGCGACCGCCAGGUUCGAAGAACAAGCCAAAGCCGCCCCCGACUGUGGCCGUGGCGGAGCUUCCGAAGCAUGCUGAGCCGCCGACACCGGAGCCGCAGCAAGAGCCCCACCAGGAGCGAGCACAAGAGCCCCCGCCUGAGCCCCAGCAACCCGUGCGUAUGACGCCCUCGGAGGCUCGCCGCGCCCGGCAGCUCUCGCGAGCCGACCGCUUCCAUGCCGCGAUGCUGCGGGCGUUUCACAAGCAGUAUCCCAGCUACAACUUGACGCCGCUGCUCUACAAGCGGCAGCAGCAAUUGAUCGAUGCUCGGGCCUUCAACGAGUGGCUGGCCAACCGGCGGCAGCGCCAGGAAGGCGAGGCCUAUACGGAUGAAGUGGGGCGUGCAGUCGACGCCGUUAACAGGAGGAUCCCCCAGUUGAGGUGGGCCCCCGCCGAGCGGGCGGGCGUGCGUCGCGUGGCCCGCGAUGUGGCUGCCGGGCGCAACACUAGCGUCCUGGGCUACAUCGCUGAGGGCGAGCCCUUGCCCAUCGACCUCCCAAACCGCAAUGCCAGCAUCCUGACUUCCAGCCACUUCUGGCUGGACGACUAUCCCCAGAGCUCCGAGCCCGAGCCAGCCCCGCUGCCCCACACGACCGUGAACCCUGCAGCAGCCUACGAGGAUGCCAAUGAAGGGUAUGAUGGCGUGCCCUUCCCCCGCCGAGAUUUCCUGCGCCCACGGCCCUUUGACAUGGACAGCGAACCGGAUUUUGGGGCCGUGGACCCCGGGCAGGCUCUAAGAAACGACGGGUUUCAGCCCCCAGCACCGCCAAGCUUCCUCAGCCGGAUGCAGCAGGCUGAAGCCGCUGCGGGAGCUGCAGCUGGACUCGCGCGCUCUGCCUCUGCCAUUGCGGGGCACGGACAAGACCUAUACAAUGCAGCGCGCAGGGGAAGGAACUGGAUCGACCGGAACCUACGCAUUCCGCGCACGCCCGAGGGCCUCGCGCCCCCGCAGGACGAAGUAGCUCCACCCCAAAUCAUCGGCCGGCCAAGUGAAGUGGAGCCGCUUCUGGAGCGGGCGGGACAGCGAGCCCAGGAGGUGGAGAGGGCGGCAGCCCGAGACAUCGAGCAGUUCAUGAGCGAGCAGGUGGCCGAGGCGGAGGCGACCGAGGGCUUCGCUUCCACCGCAGAAAUGGCUGCGGGGGCUGCAGAAGCGGCAGGUGCUGCAGAGGCCGCAGCGGGUCCGGGCGCGCUUGCGCUGUUUGGCGAGGCAGCAUUGGGCACCGCUGCGGGCAUGGGAGCAGCGGCGGGGGGCUUGGCUGUGGCAGGCGGGGCGGCCGCACUCGUGGGAACCGCAUGGGCACUGCACGGCGGCAUGGUGGCGGCAGAGCACCUUUUGGGCUGGGGUGGAGGCGGAGGAACCGACACGGACGCCUCCCGACCCAGCUCGGCCCCCGACAUCCAGACCUUGAAUGGGAUGCAGGAGUUUGGGGCGGAGCAGCACUUCCAGCUCCGGGAGCCACAGGCCUCACGGCAACGCCCGCAGUUUUACCGCAUGGACACCGACAGCGAAUCGGAGCCGCGGGCCCAGCCGCCCCCGCGCAUGCAGGCUCGCCCCGCGAGGCCCACGCGCUUCCCCACGGGCUUGAACCCCGCUCCCUUGGCGCAGUCCUCGGGCAGCGAGUCCUCCCGCGGGCCUCGCAUGCAGAGGCCGUCCCGCGCCGCACCGCCCCCGUCGUUCGAGGCGCUUCGAAGCGCGAGCGAGCCGGAGGCCGCGUGA